AUGCCACUGGUUGAAGAUGCAGCAGAGGCAGCAGAGGAGGCUUUCAAACGCUACCCUUUCGACACGGACGAGGCUUGGCAGCGCUUUCGGCGUGCCGCUGAGGUCACCGCACCGUCAGCGGAAGUCGAGGAGCGUCUCCGUCGGGCUUUCUUUCGCAGGUACAUCGAUCCUUCGUUGCCGUUGAAGCCGCAGAGCUCUAGAGCGGUUCCAGCAGACGCAGCAGCAGGUGAGCGUACCCAGUUUGCGCGGACCUACAGCAACGACUGGCGACAGCGCACCUGGAAAUGUGUGCAGGCAUGCCGACAAGCGGCCUGGGCUGGCUUUCAGCGCAGCGGGGCAAGCGACUUGGGCCCCGUGUUGGACCUGUGCAUCCUAGUUGCUGCUACUGGCACGUUUUGGAUGGGAACGGGGCCUCUUGUCGGCUGGACCUGGGUCGGUGUUUUCCUUUCCCUGGCUUGGACUUGCUACCAGAGCUGGCAACGGCUACCUCGCGAGUGGCCUGGUCGGGUGCGUCUAGAGCGGGCGCUCGCUUCUGCUGAUCUCAUUCCGCGGCUUUUCUUCGUAUCCGUUGGUGUGCAGCUGCAUCACCCGGUUGCGUUAAGGCUCGCAAUGGCGUCGCUCAUCACCACGUUCGUUUACGAUCGUCUGUUGCCACUUUUCGAAAGCGCUACUGCCUCUGCACAGGUGCUACGCUGGUUUUUGGCACCGACAAAGCAACGACAUCUGGCCGCAUACUUGCGCCAGCAUGAAAGUAGGGCUCGCCUACUGGCUGCCUACGCCGAAGCAGCCCUGUUCAUCUUUUUGCUGGCUUCGAUAUUCACACCGCAAAGAAGCUUCCUGGCGGUUUUGGUGCUCUAUCGCUAUUUACAGUUGCGCUAUUUAAGCUGUCCUUUCACGCGGCUGGUGUGGCAACACAUCGAAAUGCAGUUAGACAUGUGGUCGACCUGGUUGCCUCCGACACUGCGCGAGUUGUACGGGCGUGCCAAGACCGUCCUCAUGCAGAUGGUAGGCGCAACUCGCCUGCAAACGCCGACAGCAUCGACGUCAACACGCCAUCAUUGA
Cyanidioschyzon merolae strain 10D is the source of this 1062-nucleotide messenger RNA. RefSeq lists its product as hypothetical. NCBI's taxonomy places the organism in Eukaryota, Rhodophyta, Bangiophyceae, Cyanidiales, Cyanidiaceae. Gene Ontology annotation, biological process: membrane organization; endoplasmic reticulum tubular network organization. Bases 1 to 1062 code for a protein of 353 amino acids. The transcript has a single exon. Gene Ontology annotation, cellular component: endoplasmic reticulum; membrane. The record is from RefSeq and is a predicted model, not a curated record.